AUGAACUUAGACCCUUUGGAUUGUAUUGAUCAACCAAGUCGGAAUUCUGUUGAAGAGGAACCUGACAGACUUGGCCAACCUGGAACAACCAUACAAGCUAUCCCUGUAAAAGUGCCUGCUGUCAAUAAUACAAACGAACUAACGAACCAAGUAUCUGAAUUCGAAAAUCAAAAUCAACUCCAACCAAAAAAGCUUAUUAGGAAACGUAAAGGAGACCCAAGUGAAUGGAGAGAUAAUAAGAACAAGAAACUUAAAAAUCCAGGCCAAGCAUAUGAAGGCAGAAGUAGACAGCGUCGGCAGAAACAGGUGUCCAAAACAACUGAAAGUAUUGAAUUAAAGCCAGCAUACGACAAGCCCCUCCCUAUUAAAAAAGCUUUGUUUAAUGAUCUCCUAAGCCUGUGUAACUCCCAAGCAAUUCCCCACCAUUAUCAACCAUUUUAUAGGAACUUAAGCUUUUGUGAUACUGAAUCAGGUCACGAUGAGGAUUCUGAUUAA
This is a messenger RNA of Parnassius apollo (apollo), 495 nucleotides long. Lineage: Eukaryota; Metazoa; Arthropoda; Insecta; Lepidoptera; Papilionidae. The record is from the annotation of a GenBank genome assembly.